Messenger RNA from Babesia bovis T2Bo, 2017 nucleotides. Its product is annotated as pentatricopeptide repeat domain containing protein. Lineage: Eukaryota; Apicomplexa; Aconoidasida; Piroplasmida; Babesiidae. Bases 7 to 2013 code for a protein of 668 amino acids. The record is from RefSeq and is a predicted model, not a curated record. Gene Ontology annotation, molecular function: protein binding. The transcript has 5 exons.
UGCUAAAUGUCUUUUAAAUCAUUAAGGAAUCUGAAUCGAGUCACUAUAUUACAAUGUGUAAGCCAAUGUGUUGAAUAUAAGCCGAUUAGGCGACAACAUCUGGUUACUGCAAGCGGAAAUGCAGAGCAUUCUCAGAAAGUAAUUGUAGAUAACAUAUUUAGUGGGAUUGAUGUUUGCAAGAAGUCGUACAAACUGAAGGAAGAGAGACUAAAGUCUCUUGGUCGUAGAACCACUCGAAAAGCAUUACAAGAUGGACAAUGGCGUUUAGAUGACCCCCAAAAGAACGCAUAUGAAUGCUUUCCUGAUGGUGGAAACAAUACGGCUCAAAGCCGCGACCUAUCAUCCCAAAUACCACUUGUGGACGAAGAAGUGCAGCCUAAAUGCAGACCAAAUAUUGAUGAUUUGGAAGUUGGGCCAAUAUCGCAAAUGAAAACAUGUACAUUACAAACGGAUACACUCGAUACCACUGAGGAUACAAAUCCGGAUGUUCAACAUUUAUCAAAAAACAACCUAGUGGAUGGUUAUAAAACAGAAGUUCAUCGUAAUAAUCAAAGCCUCGAAUUAGCUUACCAUGAUGAGCCUACUUCGGAAUUACUCUCUUCAAAAGGAACGAGAAGCCUAAGUCGCGCUGACGACGCCCAAAUGGCUAUAUCUAAAUGUGUAUCGUCAGGGAAUUUAUUAGGGGCAAUUAAGGUAUUGUCUGAAAUGAAGUCUUUGGGUCUAGUCACCACGCAUGAUACCUACAACGAAAUAUUAUCAGCUUGUCAAGACGGCGAUAAAGCGGGAAUUGCUAGGUACUUAUAUUUAUGCUUAAUUGCAGAUGGCUUAAUCCCAAACUCCAGGACCUACCAUCUUUUGAUACAGUCCCAUGUAGCAGCCGGUGACAUAUCAAGCGCCUUCACUCUGUACAGGAAAAUGGAAAAGGAAGGUAUCGAAGCCAAUUUAGACACCUUUACCGUAUUGAUUAAUGGAUUGGUUUCUAAGGGCUAUUGUGAGAAUGCAUGGAGGUUAUACAACUACAUUCGUACAUGGCGAUUAAAGGAACCAGAUGAACCUCUAUUCACCACCAUGAUCAAAGCUUGUGGAGCAUCUAAAGAAGCUGAAAAGGCAAUGUCAAUCUAUGACGAAAUGCAAAAAUCGAAAAUUACGCCUUCCAUACAUACAUAUGAAGCCCUGAUACAUUGCCUAUCACGCAGAAAAGACUUCGCUCCACAGUGCUUCAGCUUGUACAAUCGCAUCAAAUCCAAUGAAAUGGCACCGACUUACAACACUUUCUUGCAUGUGCUACAUGCAUGUGAAAUAUCGGGAAAUUCAAGGAAGGUGAAGGAUAUUGUGCGUGAUGUUGAAGCAUUGGGGAUGGCCAUGGAUGAAAGGAUGGUCCUCGCUGUGGCCAAAGCUUUAAUCAGUGAUGUGGGAAACACUGACGAUACUUCUUUAAACAAAGUUGUUCGUAUAAGACAGGUUUGGAACUUAAUACACUCUCUGAUACCCAUCAAAAGCGUACCGACUUCCAGCAUGAUGAACAGUAUCAUGGAAUUGUAUGAAAAGGCAGGAUACUACGACUACGUCAUGGAUGUAUUGAAAUACUUCAAGACCCUGGGAGUUAUCCCAGAUUCAACCACCUUCUCCAUACUGCUGAGGGUCUUUGCGGAGCGGAUGCAAGACCCCGGUAGAUUUUUUGCACUAUGGAACAGCGUCAGAGGCAGCAUAACUCCGAACAACCGUAUGUUAAAUAUGGCAUUGGGCAUGGCACUGCUCUCCAAUUCCUCCAAAAGGACGUUGGAAGUCCUUGAACAAAUGUACACGGCCAAGGUUUACCCUUCCCCUGAUCUUAUGCGCAAGCUUUACGCAAAGGGCAAAAACGUUACUCAGAUUCACUUGAUGAUAAAUAAGAUGGUGGCGCUGAACAAAGCUCAGGUGUUCGAAAAGAAGGAGAAGGAAUCGCGCAUUCUUCAAACAUUUGUUAAAGAGCACCGCCUACGUUCCACCAGGCACAACACACUGGUCACCUGACUAA